Messenger RNA from Lactuca sativa (garden lettuce), 795 nucleotides. NCBI's taxonomy places the organism in Eukaryota, Viridiplantae, Streptophyta, Magnoliopsida, Asterales, Asteraceae. The record is from RefSeq and is a predicted model, not a curated record.
AUGAAAGAAGAAAUGCAUGCUUUGCACACUAACGAUACAUGGUCUGCUGUUCCUUGGCCUAAAUCCUCAAAUAUUGUUGGUUCUAAUUGGGUCUUCCACACCAAAUGUCAUUCUGAUGGGUCUGUGGAUCUUCUAAAGGCUCAGUUAGUUGCUCAAGGUUUUACUCAAGUUACUUAUAAUGUAAAUGUUUUAUUCUUAAGUCAAGAAAAAUAUGAUCAUGAUGUUUUAGUUCGUGCUGGCUUGCUUGAUUCCAAACCUAUUGCUACUCCCUUAUCCACUACUGAUUAUCUAUCUAGCUCUUGCACUCCAUUAUCAGAUCAAACCACCUAUCGAUGUCUUGUCAACGCUCUCCAAUAUCUCACCAUCACCAGGUUCGAUCUCUUGUAUGUUGUCAAUCAAGUUAGUCAAUUCCCACAUGUGCCCACUACUGAUCACUUUCAGGCACUAAAAAGGAUCUUGCGUUAUGUCAAAGGGAUGAUAUCUUUUGGACUUUCCUUCACCCAUUCUUCCUUUCCAUCCAUACUUGGCUACUCUGAUACUGAUUGGGCUCGUUGUCUUGAGACUCGAAGAUCUACUUAUGGAUAUUCUAUUUUUCUUGAUGGUAAUCUUAUCUCUUGGAGUGCUAAGAAACAACCUACUGUCUCUCGUUCAAGUUGUGAAUCUGAAUAUCGUUCAAUGGCCAACACAAUUGUUAAAAUUGUUUGGGUCACUCAUCUAUUAAGAGAGCAUCAUGUCGUACCUCCAGAUAGACCUACUCUUCUAUGUGAUAACCAGAGUGUGAUCUUUCUCAGCUAA